Messenger RNA from Dermacentor silvarum, 1029 nucleotides. RefSeq names its product tetraspanin-33. Gene Ontology annotation, cellular component: membrane. The transcript has a single exon. The coding region runs from base 1 to 1029 and encodes 342 amino acids. The record is from RefSeq and is a predicted model, not a curated record. NCBI's taxonomy places the organism in Eukaryota, Metazoa, Arthropoda, Arachnida, Ixodida, Ixodidae.
AUGCCGGUGACUCCCGGGUUGGCCACCGACAAGAACCAGAAAGUUGCACAUGCUUCCUCGGGAGCAAAAAAGACACCCGAUGCCUGUUUCGGAGACCAAGGCGAGCAAUUAUCACCACCCCAACAGACCCGGAGAGGCAGUCCCACACAUGUAGACCUCUCGCUGUCUUCGACCGUCAUCGGCUUCAAGAAGCGCGCCGCGCUGGUCGCCGUGAACCUGGCAAUCAUGCUCAUCUCGGUCAUAGUGCUGUGGCAGGCCCUGUACUCCUACGCGUUCCGUCCGUCACAGCCGUACACGUUCUGGACCAGCCUGGUCACCAAGUCGUUCGUGUUCACGCUCCUCCUGCCCCUCGACGUCUUCCUCAUCCUCAUCAGUGGCUUCUUCGCUAUCGGCAGAGGGGUCGGCCUCGUCGGUGCGCUCCGCGAGAACGUCUCGCUCCUACAAGCCUACCAGGUCUUCAGCGUGCUCUUCGCGGUUGUGCUGACCACGCUAGCCGGUCUGGCCUUGGCGUACCCAGACGCCACUCGGAUGAGCGUUAUGGAGAAAUCGUCGUACGUCGACUUUGUGCGCGCUUACAGGAACAACCCGGAUUUUCAGCACCUGAUAGUCUCGGUGCAGGCGUCGCUAUGGUGCUGCGGUUUUUCCGAGGACUCCUUACGGGACUGGGACUACAACGAGUACUACAGCUGCAAGAUGAGUAACCCAAGCGUGCAGCGGUGCAGCGUGCCGCCGUCUUGCUGCUGGCCCGCGAAUUCUUCCAAGGAGGCCGCGAGAAACCGCCGCGUGAUGUGUGCGAGAGGCGUGCUCCUGAUGGACGACCAGUCUGCCUGGAAGGUCGUGUACACCAGAAGCUGCGCGGAUGCUACUCACGCGUACCUCGCCAGCAACUUUCGCGUCUACGCCACUGCCGCUCUGCUGGUGACGACAAUAUGUCUGGCGCUGAUCAUCGUUACGCGACGCGUGCAGAACGUGAUAACAGACCUGGCUCUCAUAUAUCAGAAAUACUACGAGACCGUGAGGUAUGGUUAG